Molecule: messenger RNA, 2023 nt
Organism: Oxyura jamaicensis (ruddy duck)
Lineage: Eukaryota; Metazoa; Chordata; Aves; Anseriformes; Anatidae
Product: keratinocyte proline-rich protein-like
Exons: 2
Coding region: 55-999 (314 amino acids)
Source: RefSeq, a predicted model, not a curated record
UCGACUUCACGCUUCGCCCUGUUGACUGGUUGGAUAAUCUUGUUUCCUUCAAAGAUGUCUUUGAAUCAGAUGCAGUGCAAGCAGGAAAUCACCCUCCCACCUGGCCUGAGCAAAACGAUUCCAAAGCAAAGCCAAGAGCCGGUUCCAUGCCCUGAGCAGGUCCCAUGUCCACAGCAACAACCUGAAGUCCAAGUCCCAGACCCAACCCCUGUAGUUGUGGUACAGUGCUCAGAGAAAACAGAGCCACUGCAAGCACCCUUGGUGGAACCAGGCAAGGGAGAAGCACCAGUGGUCAUAAUACCUGAGUGUCCACCCCAGGAACAGCAGCAGCAGCAGCAAACCAAGCUACCACCAACUUUCCCUCCUGUAUCACACCCUGAACCUAUUUCAUGCUCCCAAGAGAAAUCAGAAUGCAAAGAGAUGCCAGAGCCCACCCUUGUUAUCUGCCCUGAACCUGCACCGUGUCCCCAGGAGAAGCAGGAAUGCAAAGAGAUCCCCGUGCCGGUCCCUGUUCCAAGCCCUGACCCCGCUCCAUGUCCCCAGGAGAAGCAGGAAUGCAAGGAGAUCCCUGUGCCAAUCCCCGUUCAAUGCCCUGAACCUGCACCAUGCCCCCAAGAGAAGCAGGAAUGCAAGGAGAUCCCUGUGCCUGUCCCUGACCCUGCACCAUGUCCCCAAGAGAAGCAGGAGUGCAAGGAGAUCCCGAAGCCUCUCCCAGUUCAAUGCUCUGACCCUGAACCAUGUCCUCAGGUGAAGCAGGAGUGCAAAGAGAUCCCGGUGCCAACCCCAUGUCCCCAGGAGGAGCAGGAUGUCAAGGAGAUCCCGGUGCCUGUCCCUGUUCAAUGCCCUGAACCUGCACCUUGUCCCCAAGAGAAGCAGGAAUGCAAGGAGAUCCCAGUGCCGACCCCUGAGCCGGAGCAGUGCUCUCUUCCUGAGAAGCAUCCUCCCAUCGAGCAGCAGCAGGUGAAGCAGCCCAACCAGUGGCCACUGAUGCAGAAGUAACUUGCAGCUGACAAGGGAAGCCCUGAAGAGAGAAGCAGGAUGCAAGACCUCCUCUCCCCUUGUCUCACACAUCUCCCCGUGUCUCACAGGUCAUUUUCCAACACCCUUUUCACCGCAGAAUUUCUGUUAAGAAGCACGGCUCCCAACUCCCCCCACUAAUGCUAGCGUUAUCCCGUACUAACAGCCAUACGCUAACCAACACGUCAGGACUGUCAAUAGAUAGGAAGGCUUCGAGUGGUGGUGUAGGCAUGUGCAUUCAACUUUCCAGCAACCUGAAUCUCUGCCCUCUCCCAACCAUUCAUGGCUUUCAAACACCUGGAGAGAAACCGAAGAGCAUGAUGGCAGGCUGGAGCCAGGGUUCAUUAAGCUAAGUGUUUGAACUCAACCCAAUGAGCCAGCUCAUCCUGCAGACCUGCACACUGCCUCCUGGUUUCCACACACCCCCCCCCCCCCCCCCCCCCCCAGCUCCCUGCAUAUGCGAAUGCCAUCUCCCACCUUGCAUUUAGGGUUUUUGCCUAUUAAUAAUAGGAUUUGAGUUUUCUGCAGAACCUGCCGCUAAGGCGUUCUGGUUGAUGGCAAGAAGGCUUUCUGAAUCAUGAAUCCACAGUGCUAAAUAUUUUAUGCAAUUAAAAAAAAAAAAAAAUCAAUUCGGCUAGAGGAAAGGAAAGAUUUUUACAAAAGAGCCAUCACCUCUUAAUUAUCUGCUUAGCUGAGCUUGUAGUCAUCAGCGCUUUCCUGAGAGAGCUCAGCUCUGAUUUUCUAGGAUGUGUAAAGAGCAGCUUGAGCCGAGAGUAUUUAUGGAAAAGAUAUAGAUAAUUAAAUGCAACCCAGACAUGUUUUGAAAUAGUUUAACCUCAUGCAUGGCUUCCAGCUGUUAGACAGGAUAAAGGAGGCGGCAUACAUGGUGCUGUCAGAAUUACACCCUGGAACAUAUUUCACCACACAGUGCUGUUGCGUAUGUGUUUGGUGCUUAACUCUAAUUAUUUUAGGCUGAUAUUGUAUCCAGGUUUAUUUCACUGUGAAA